AUGAACGGAAACGAUGAUGAUUAUGUUGAAGCGGAAAAAAAAAUGGGAAAACGUGGAUUUUCUAAAAUUGACGUCGUCGAUAUAAUAUUAUCAGAAGAAGGACAACAAACUCUAACGAAAUCGAAUAAUGCACUUUUCAUGGCUCCUACCUAUCGUAUGGAACCGAAAAAAAAAUUCGAUGUCGAUGUCGUUUAUCAAUUACUUAAAGAAUUUAUGGAUAAACAUUGCAGCGAAUUUUCCUAUAACGAAAAAGAAUGUCAAAAUGCAUGUAAAAGAAUAUCGUAUUAUAUAAGAAGAGCUGUUAAACAAUUAUCAUUCGAUAGGUAUCGUUUUAUAUGUCAAGUACGAAUAAUUGAAAAACAAAAUCAAGGUAUAGAAACUCAAAUUGGAUUUUUAUGGUGUGAAAAUUUUGACGGUUAUGCAUGUUAUACGGUGGAUACAUACAGUUUCAUGGCUCAAGCUGUUGUUUUUGGCAUUUAUAAAGAAUGA
This is a messenger RNA of Pediculus humanus corporis (human body louse), 489 nucleotides long. RefSeq names its product T complex testis-specific protein, putative. The transcript is spliced from 3 exons. The record is from RefSeq and is a predicted model, not a curated record. Gene Ontology annotation, biological process: microtubule-based movement. Gene Ontology annotation, cellular component: cytoplasm; cytoplasmic dynein complex. Gene Ontology annotation, molecular function: dynein intermediate chain binding. The coding region runs from base 1 to 489 and encodes 162 amino acids. NCBI's taxonomy places the organism in Eukaryota, Metazoa, Arthropoda, Insecta, Psocodea, Pediculidae.